GCUAACAUUAGUUUUUUAUCUAUCUUUAUGACGGUGGCAAAUGAUGGAUUUCUUAAAAACGAGCAAUUCUCUGAAGUUGUCAGACUGAACAUACCUCGCCACAGAUUGCAUUGCUGAACGCGUAUUCACUUCACUACAUAAAAAUCAUAAUUGGAAGAAAAUUUGCGGAAAAGUGAACUAAACGCACAAUCACACAACAAAGAAGAAAAUUGUAGAUUCCAAUUAGUUUUUGAUAAAAAACUAUAACCAAUCCGCACAGAAAAAAGCAUUUAGUUAAUUAAUUGUUACUUUUCCGUCUCGUAUAUCUAUUUCGUGUGGGAUAAUCUCAGUUCCCCGCCAGUAGAAACAUGCAAGCAAUUAAGUGCGUCGUGGUAGGCGAUGGUGCGGUCGGUAAGACUUGCUUACUUAUCAGCUACACAACGAAUGCCUUUCCUGGUGAAUACAUCCCCACUGUGUUCGACAAUUACUCAGCAAAUGUAAUGGUUGAUGCGAAACCCAUCAACCUUGGACUUUGGGAUACUGCUGGACAGGAAGAUUAUGAUCGUCUACGUCCGUUGUCGUAUCCACAAACUGAUGUUUUUCUUAUCUGCUUUUCUUUGGUAAAUCCAGCGUCAUUUGAGAACGUACGCGCUAAGUGGUAUCCGGAAGUGCGUCAUCAUUGCCCCAACACGCCCAUUAUAUUAGUGGGUACAAAAUUGGACUUGCGCGACGAUAAAAACACUAUUGAAAAACUGCGUGACAAAAAAUUAGCACCUAUAACUUAUCCUCAAGGAUUAUCUAUGGCCAAAGAAAUUGGUGCUGUCAAAUAUUUGGAAUGUUCAGCACUCACGCAAAAAGGUUUAAAAACAGUAUUUGAUGAAGCCAUUCGCUCCGUCCUUUGUCCAGUGCUGCAGCCCAAAUCUAAACGUAAAUGUACGUUACUCUAAUUUGCCGCUACAUCAAGCCGUGCGUCGCAUACUAGACGUCGGAAUCCCAGCGACAGCCAAAAUUAUUGAAGUAAAAAGGGAAUACGCCCAUCGCAUGUAAACAAAUUAAUCGAAAACAAAGAGAAAAAUCAAAAUAACCAAAAAAAAAAAAAAAUAUAAUAAAUUUAAAACAUUUGGAGAGAACGAUGUAAACACCGCUUCGGAAGUGUUGUGAUGAAUGGGUGAUCCGACAUCAUCUAUAGUAUGCUACUUCUCCAACAAAAUACUACAGACAGUCAAGUGUUUGAUGUUAAAUGUUGUCAUUAUCGUCUAUAAAAUUUCUUUACUAAACUUAAAUAGGAAUAACUACUGCUUGUGCUUGUUCAAAUGACAGAUCGAACAUACAUUUGUUUCCACCUUAUGCCAUAUAUCUUUCUUGGCAUCGAUGCACAAUCAGAGCGAAUGACUAAUUGCAUUAUUUUUUUAUUUGGACUAUAAUUUCGCGAGCUAAAUAACCAAUUGCGAUAGUGACUAUCCUCUUAUAAAUAGUUAAAUAGCAGUUACAGUAUAUUAAGAUUGAAAGAGGAUACCUAGUUUAAAUUACCAAUUGUUCUGGAAUAUUUGUGAAAACUAUAUAUCUCAAAAUUUUUUGUGCUUAUUUAGUAUUAUGUGCACUUUUUGUUGCUUUAUUGAAAAUUUAAAUUCUGUUUUCAUGCGCAUUCAUUUGAAAGUGUUGAUGUCUAUUUAAAAAUAAAAAUGCAAAGGAUAUGAACCAAUCACACUGGAAUACAUAGAAUAGAUAUCGGUUAUAAACGAUGAAAAUGAUUAAACUUUUAUAAUAUAAAAGUGCUUUUUUAUUAAAAUCAUAUAAAGUAAAGUGUGUAAAUCAAAAAAAUAUUGGAUUGAACGAAGUUAGGAAGAAAAUAAAAACAAAAACGGAAAAUGAAUCAUAAAUUGAAUAACUAAAAACAUAUGUGUGUAAUUGAAUUGAAAAUGGUUUAGAACAGUUCAUAGAGUAAAAUAGGCAUUAAUGUUUAACUACUAAUAGUUGCCGUAAACCAAAUGUUAGCCAUCAAACCAAAAAUUAACUACGAUUUAAAACGAUAAAAGUUUAUAGAACUCACAUACGGAUAUACAAAACUAAUAAGAUGUUUGCAAAUUGUAUGUAUAAUCUAUUGUAGUUGUAUUUAAUACCAAAAAUAUAUGCAGAUGCUCAUAUGGAACCAGAAAUUCACAAGUGGUUGCAUUUCCCUGCUUGUGUACAAUUUGUAAUGCGUUUAAAUAAUUAUGUAUUUCUAUGCGUAAAUUUAAGUACGAAUCAUCGAUACAUAUUCAAAAAUAAAAAUACAUGCAGACAAGUAAAUCUUAUGAUUACUACAACAGAAAUAAUUGAAGUUAGUUUCAUUACAUAUUGAUGGAAUUAAUAAUACUAAUUGAAUGUGUGUCUCUGAUAAAGAAUAAAUUAAUUAAAAAUUCAUAAAAUA
Zeugodacus cucurbitae (melon fly) is the source of this 2389-nucleotide messenger RNA. It is a transcript of the gene Rac1, whose product is annotated as ras-related protein Rac1. The record is from RefSeq and is a predicted model, not a curated record. Gene Ontology annotation, cellular component: cytoskeleton; cell projection; plasma membrane. The transcript has a single exon. The coding region runs from base 348 to 926 and encodes 192 amino acids. Gene Ontology annotation, biological process: cortical cytoskeleton organization; actin filament organization; regulation of cell shape. Gene Ontology annotation, molecular function: GTP binding; GTPase activity; protein kinase binding. NCBI's taxonomy places the organism in Eukaryota, Metazoa, Arthropoda, Insecta, Diptera, Tephritidae.